CAUUGCCGAAGGCUCCCUGCCCUCCCCUCCCGGCGCCCGCGGGGCUCGGCUGCCGCCUGGCCUAGCGGUAGCAGCGGCUGCGCUCCAGCGCGGUCCCUCUUCCCGCCCCGCUUCCCCUUCCCUCCCCUCCCCGCCCCGCGUCGCGCGCUUGCUCGGGGCGGCUCCGGAGCCCGCCGGGAGCUCGGCCGGAGGCUCCUCGCUGGGGCGGGGACCUUUCCUCGCCUAGGGCCGUAUCAUAAUUCUGAAUCAUGUCUGAUAACGGAGAACUGGAAGACAAGCCUCCGGCGCCCCCGGUGCGAAUGAGCAGUACUAUUUUUAGCACUGGAGGCAAAGACCCUUUAUCAGCCAAUCACAGUUUGAAACCUUUGCCUUCUGUUCCAGAGGAAAAAAAGCCCAGGAAUAAAAUCAUCUCUAUAUUUUCAAGCACAGAGAAAGGAAGUAAGAAGAAAGAGAAGGAAAGGCCAGAAAUUUCUCCUCCGUCUGAUUUUGAGCAUACCAUCCAUGUUGGCUUUGAUGCUGUUACUGGAGAAUUCACUGGCAUGCCAGAACAGUGGGCUCGAUUACUACAGACCUCCAAUAUCACCAAACUAGAGCAAAAGAAGAAUCCUCAGGCAGUGCUGGACGUCUUGAAGUUCUAUGACUCUAAUACAGUGAAGCAGAAAUAUCUGAGCUUUACUCCUCCUGAGAAAGAUGGCUUCCCUUCUGGAACACCAGCACUGAACACCAAGGGAUCGGAAACAUCAGCAGUAGUAACAGAGGAAGAUGAUGAUGAUGAAGAGACUCCUCCUCCUGUUAUUGCCCCACGACCAGAUCAUACAAAAUCAAUUUAUACACGAUCUGUAAUUGAUCCUAUUCCUGCACCAGUUGGUGAUUCUAAUGUUGAUGGUGGUGCCAAGACUUCAGACAAACAGAAAAAGAAGGCCAAAAUGACAGAUGAAGAGAUUAUGGAGAAAUUAAGAACUAUUGUAAGCAUAGGUGACCCUAAGAAAAAAUACACAAGAUAUGAAAAAAUUGGGCAAGGGGCUUCUGGCACAGUUUUCACUGCUACUGAUGUGGCACUGGGACAAGAGGUUGCUAUUAAGCAGAUUAAUUUACAGAAACAGCCAAAGAAGGAAUUGAUCAUUAAUGAGAUUCUCGUGAUGAAAGAAUUGAAGAAUCCCAACAUAGUUAAUUUCUUGGACAGCUACCUGGUGGGAGAUGAGUUGUUUGUGGUCAUGGAGUACCUGGCUGGGGGAUCCCUCACUGAUGUUGUCACAGAGACAUGCAUGGAUGAAGCACAGAUAGCUGCUGUGUGCAGAGAGUGUUUACAGGCAUUGGAGUUUUUACAUGCUAAUCAAGUGAUCCACAGAGACAUCAAAAGUGACAAUGUGCUUUUGGGCAUGGAAGGAUCUGUUAAACUCACUGACUUUGGUUUCUGUGCCCAGAUCACCCCUGAGCAGAGUAAGCGGAGUACCAUGGUUGGAACGCCAUACUGGAUGGCACCAGAGGUGGUUACACGGAAAGCUUAUGGCCCCAAAGUAGACAUCUGGUCUCUGGGUAUCAUGGCUAUUGAGAUGGUAGAAGGAGAGCCUCCAUACCUCAAUGAAAAUCCUUUGAGGGCCUUGUACCUGAUAGCAACUAAUGGAACCCCAGAACUUCAGAAUCCAGAGAAGCUGUCCCCAAUAUUUCGGGAUUUCUUAAAUCGAUGUUUGGAGAUGGAUGUGGAGAAAAGGGGUUCAGCCAGAGAAUUGUUACAGCAUCCCUUCCUGAAACUGGCCAAGCCAUUAUCCAGCUUGACACCACUGAUUAUGGCAGCUAAAGAAGCAAUGAAGAGUAACCGUUAACAUCAUUGCCGUGGCCUCAUAUUCUUUUUUCCAUUUUCUAAAAGAAGUCUUUUAAUAUAUGAAAAGUAUUAUUCUUUGGGGGUUUAAAGAAAUGGUCUGCAUAACCUGGAGAAAAAAAAAUAAACUACUACUUCCUGAAGACAACCAAGAAAAAAUUGCAAAACAGAAUGACAACUUUAGGGUCCAAAAGGAAUUGUGGACUGAAUCACUAGCCUUACGUCUUUGUGCAGAAAGCCCGUCAGGGCCAUUUAUCAUGCUUGAGAUUUGCAUUUUAUUUUUCUGAUAUCAUUAUAAUAGAUCCCAUUCAUUGUCCCUUUUGGGCUGUUUUCAAUACUUGAAUGGCAGAUUUGAGUUUUUCAGAGUAUUUGUUUUAUCUGCUAGUCUUCUUUUCUCUCUUCUUCAUAGCUUUCUUUUUCCUUGACUUUCUCCUUUUGAAUUGCUUUGAGAAGUGUUUCUUAUGCCUAAAUUGGAGGCAAGUGUGAUGGAAAUUAUGUAGCUCCUUAUAUUGGCAAAGGAACUCAGUAUGGUUUAACUUUGUAUAGAAGUUGCAACCAACUAUUGUUACAUGUAAUAUUUCAGUUUAGAAUUUGAGCUGAAGGGAAGAAAAGUAUGUGAUUUUUACCUGUUUUUAGCAAAUGUGAAAGAGUCAAUUUUAGAAAUUUCAUGGUAGUGAGUUGUUUGGCAUUUGUUACAUGUAUAGAGAGAAGACUAAUAAUCUAUAUUUAUAACUAAAUCAUUGAAACAAAAAAAAGAAUCCCAUUCACUAUACAUUCUUAGAGGGUUUUUUUUUCCCCUUCCUGUGUCCUCAGACUUUGCUUUAGGACUUUGAUCCGCUGCUUUCCUCUUCCCUCUUUUUUCCCCCUUCAUUUUGGAAAUAAGUUUCUGUAUAUGUUGUAAGUUUAGCUAGUUUGUUUGUUUUUUAAUUAACCCUCUCUCACCCUCCUCCUCCCUCUCCCUUCCCUGGGCAAAUAAUAUAAUAACCAUUGAAUUUUAAAUUUUAAAACUUCACUAUUUUUUUCCAUUUAAAGGUGAAAAAUAUUUGGAGUUAACAAAGUGAGAGACUUGAACCUUGGUGAGCUCUAAAAUAAUUAGAUAAGAUUAUAUUCAUGGAAGAGAAAUGUUAGUUACUUAGAGAUGCAGCUUCUGACCAGUAAACUGUAGAGAUUUGUGAUAAACAUUGUUCCCAACCCAUUAUCAGCAUUCUACUGUCUGUGAGAACUUAAGUGACAAAGUACUUCUUGGUAAAUUCAUGGGUCAUUUGAGAUGUUGAGUUACUUUUGAUUUUUUUCAAAUAAGUAAAUAAUAUUCAUGUAAAGAACUGGAGAAAGAAGGGAUAGUGACAUGUGCUUGUUAAUAGCAACGCUGUUUUUAUUUUAAAGAUUAGAAAGGUCUGUGGCCUGUAGCACUAAUUGUUAGAGCGCCCAUCACCUCCCUCCCUCUCCUGUCCUCGCCCUCGCUGGCCAUUUCAGUUGUGUGGCUUUUGAAGGCAGCAUUUCCCUUCUGACAUGGCGAGAGCCACGUGAAAGAAAAAUCUGUGGUUUGGUUCUGGCUCUUUAUUCCCACCAUUCACUCAUAAUUGACUUCACACCUACUUGCCAUCCUGCAAUAGUACGAAUUGUGAAUAAAAAUAAUUUUGAUGUUUUGAAGUGCAUUAGGAGAACUGAUAGAGUUUUAUUUCCUAUCAUUCCCACCAUAUUUCUGUUAAGGUAUAGGUAGGUAUAAGGAUAGAAAUGGCUGGUGGUGGUUGUUUUUUUUUUUUCUUUAAUUGGUAAUGUAAUGUUGGAAGGUUACACAAAAACAAGUAAAAUAAUUCAUGGAAUUUGUAUCUAAAGCACUUAAUGGUCUCUGUUUUCAGUUUGAUUGUUGAUUUUAUUUUUCUCUGGAUUAUAUUGGCCUUCUAUAGCUAUUACUAAAUUACAGAAAAAGCUGGUUUAUCUGGUGGAAAGCUACAGUGUCUCUUGAGUUCCAGAUUUGGACAUUCUUUGUAAAUAGUUGUCUGGAUGGAUUAUAAUAAAGAAGAUGCUACCAGUGAAAUAGAAAACCAACUAAAUGACACAAACUGUGACCCUCGUGACCCCUCUGGAAGGCACUUCUAUACAUCAGUCAUAAAGACCAUGUGAAUUGGAUGCAGUGACAGUACCCCGUUUUUUUGCCUGUGACUCAACAAAGAUCUCUUCAGUUUAUAAAAGCAGUUUGGGUUUGUAUUUACAACUUCUCUAAUGGUUACCUGCAUGUCCAUUGCUGGCAACGGACUUUGUCAUUAAAACCUGACUCCUAGGUUAAGGGAGCUACACUGUGGUUUAUUCUUUACUUACUCGGAUAAACUAACUUGUAAUAGAAAUAUACUUUGGUUAAUUCUGAACUGUGUCAUUUUUGAAUAAUCUUAAUCUUAAAAGCAAUACAGAAUUGUGAUUUAUUAAUUUUAAAUUAAAAUGUUCACAUCUUGUUGCAAGAAAAAUUAUAUCUGAAUCAAGAUUCACGGUUUUUUCUUAAUAACUUCCUUUCGUAUUUACCCUUUUUGUCAUUACUUUAGAAUGAAAAUUCUCAUUUAAAUCUAAAAAUUACCUUAGUAGUCUUCAUUUGUUGUUAAGACAAUAUUACUAUAGUAUUUAUUAUAUUUCAGACUCUCUGGCAGUCUAAAAGUUUCCUUUUUCUCCUGUUCCUUUUGCUGCUUUUAGGGACAGUUAAAUCUGGGAAACCCUGAAAAUAUUGAAUAUUUUAUCCUACCUAGAAUAGUAAAAAACAAGUAGAGUGAUUGUGCUGGCAUCAGAAACGAAGGCUAACACAACUCUGUCUUUAUGUGUUGAGUGCCUGGCACGUAACAUAAAUUCUCUUUCCCUCAAUAUAUAAAUACUAAGCUGCUCAAGAUGUAUCUAGUUACCACAGUCCUAAAUGACCCUGUGCCUUUAAUGAGCAAUUUGAAACUACCUAUGAGUAUUUCUUUGUAGGGCUCACAUAAAUGCAUAUUUGUUUAUAUAUACUGUAUUCUAGUUUGGAGUAAUUCUAGAUCUGAUCAGGCAGUAACUCUAAUUAGAACAAAAUGGGUGCUUACAAAUUUUGCAUUAGUUUUUUUAGUUUAAAAAUUUUAAAACAUACUGAGAUUCAUAUCAAGUGAAAUGUCUAAAAUCAUUAUAGAAUAUAGCUGAAGUCCUGGUUAAACUUCUUUGAGGUUUUUUAUAGUGAAAUUCAUAGUAAUAUAAAAAGCAGAUUGUAUUCCGUGUCUCAAUUGCUCCCACAAUAGAGAAACAGUUAAAAUCAGUUUUUCCCCACAGGUGUAUGAGUAUGUGUAAGAAAGGGAAAAAGAAAAUACACACACGGAUUUUAUUUCUCACUAACACAUUGAUUGACCACACUGACAAAGACACCGUGGUAAAUACUGUGAGGAUUACAGAGGAGAACUGAGCACCGGCCUGGCCUUGAGAGAACUGAAGUCUUUCUCACAAUUCUAGAAUGUUGCCAAAUGGAGAGAAAAAAUGUAUGAUAACUUUGUCAAGCAUACUUUCAUUCUGUGUUAAGCAGAAUUAACUUUGAAACUGAACAUCUUUGAUAGGAAUGUCUUGUGGGGGUUUUUUGGGUUUUUUUGUAGCUAGAAAUGGAAUUAAGUGAAAGUAACUUGUUUUCUGUUUUGUCUUCAAAUUUUAUAUUGACUUAUUUUUAAUUUAAUCCCAUUCAAUUAUUUAAUUGUUACAUGGACAUUAACUGCUGUAUUUGAUGACCUUGUUCAAUAAUUUUGUUCUUUCAGGGCUAGAAAUAAACUUUUUAAUGUUCA
Molecule: messenger RNA, 5592 nt
Organism: Capra hircus (goat)
Lineage: Eukaryota; Metazoa; Chordata; Mammalia; Artiodactyla; Bovidae
Gene: PAK2
Product: p21 (RAC1) activated kinase 2
Exons: 15
Coding region: 249-1823 (524 amino acids)
Biological process (GO): protein phosphorylation; regulation of MAPK cascade; regulation of axonogenesis
Cellular component (GO): cytoplasm
Molecular function (GO): ATP binding; protein serine/threonine kinase activity
Source: RefSeq, a predicted model, not a curated record